AUGCAGGGACUCCUUUCUCUCAGAUUUGCCUCAUCAAACCUCUCGAAAAGACUCGCAAACAAUUCUUCACUUCUCCUCUCUCACCCUUAUAAAACCUUCACAAAACCAACCCAUCCAUACCAAAACCAUAGUUUAAGCUUAUCUCACCUAACAAUCCAUUCAUGUCAAUCGCACCACAUCCACAAUCUUCCAGCCAAAUUUCUUCAUGGCUUUCUCUCAAAGCACUUUUUGUCUAUUUCGUCAAAUUCCCAUUUCAGGGUUUCGAGCAAAAAUCUCACAGAUUGCAAAGUUGGCUUCUUUAUAGCUCGGUUUGCUAGAGGGUAUUCUGGGUCCAAUCCAAUUCUUGGCUCCUAUCGCCGUGGCUGGAGAUCAAGGUUCAAUCGGCUAUCUGCUGAUGAUGUGGUUCUGGGUCUGAUCAUAGCCAAUGCUGCUGUUUUUAUGUUAUGGCGGACUGUUGAUCAAAAGUUUAUGAUGGAAAAUUUUAUGGUGAUUUCAGUGGACAAUUUCAGAAGUGGACGUGUUCACACCCUUAUUACUUCUGCAUUCAGUCAUAUUGAUAUUGGGCACAUAGUGUCUAACAUGAUUGGACUAUACUUCUUUGGGACAAAUUUGUAUCUGGCUGGGGCAAUUGGUGGCUCAGUGUUCUACUUGCUGCACCAUGGCUUCAUGGCUUUAUCAUCAAAGGGACAGGGAAUGUGGGUGAGGGAUCCUUCAAGGACUCCAGGAUUAGGGGCUAGUGGAGCAGUCAAUGCUAUCAUGUUGCUCGAUAUAUUCUUGAAUCCAAGAGCUACUCUAUUCUUCGAUUUUAUUAUACCAGUUCCAGCAAUCUUACUGGGUAUCUUUUUAAUUGGGAAAGAUAUGUUGAGGAUAGUGGAGGGAGAUAGUAACAUCUCAGGAUCAGCUCACUUGGGAGGUGCUGCAGUUGCAGCUAUAACUUGGGCUAGAAUUAAAUCUCAUAAGAAUGAAGUUACAGAGACUGACAAUGACCAGGCAUCAAGUCACCCUAUUGGAGGUGUAACUCACGGUAAUCAUUUGAAAGCUGGAGCGUCUGAUAUAAGAGAACAGUUGUAUGAAUUGCAAAGUUCAGCACAAUCUGAUGCUGCCACAAUGGUUCUAUCUAUCUCUGGCUCCUCGGGCCUGGAUUGUGGUGAACAAGUUCAUAGCCCAGUCAUUAAUUCAGCAGAGGUUGAUGAAAAGAGUUCAUUAAGGUUCAUGGCAGCUGCUGGGUGCUUUGGUUCUGAUAAGGAUUCUGGUCAAGUUUUAAAAGGCAGCAGCCCAUUCAAACUUGUGCAAGAUUAUGCUUCUGAGGACUGCUCAAAAAAUAAUGAGGAUCUCUGUUUGAAAGAUGAAAUUCCUAAAACUGCCUCAAACUUAGUUACAAAUGGCUUUGAAGAUCUGCAGCAGCAAGAACCACCCUAUGGUUUGGAUCACUCUACUACUAAUAAUGUGCAUGGUGUUAGAAUUCAAACCCUUUAUAAUGAAUAA
Molecule: messenger RNA, 1485 nt
Organism: Dovyalis caffra
Lineage: Eukaryota; Viridiplantae; Streptophyta; Magnoliopsida; Malpighiales; Salicaceae
Source: the annotation of a GenBank genome assembly